Molecule: messenger RNA, 3189 nt
Organism: Aspergillus ochraceoroseus IBT 24754
Lineage: Eukaryota; Fungi; Ascomycota; Eurotiomycetes; Eurotiales; Aspergillaceae
Product: putative C6 transcription factor
Exons: 8
Coding region: 1-3189 (1062 amino acids)
Biological process (GO): regulation of DNA-templated transcription; DNA-templated transcription
Molecular function (GO): zinc ion binding; DNA binding; DNA-binding transcription factor activity, RNA polymerase II-specific
Source: RefSeq, a predicted model, not a curated record
AUGAGCCAUCCUUCUCCCCAGAAGAACGGCGGUAGUCAUGUUCCCCCGCCGCGACAGAUUCGUUUCGUCUCCACCGAUGGACAGCCUCAGACAAAGCGACGACGUGUGAACGCUGCGUGCCGCACUUGUCGCAAACGCAAGAUACGAUGCUCGGGCGAGCAACCAGUUUGCAAAACCUGCUCCGACUACAAUCAUGUAUGUUUGGGGUAUAGUGAACCUACAACCCUUGCCCGAGCGCCAUCCGAAACUAUUUCCCGCACCCCGUCGACUCCGGUUCAACCCACUCGAAACGAAUCGACUGCCCCCCGCGGGGCCCCAAAGGCUGAAUGUCGCUCACCAGACUUGCUCCAGCGUCCCCCAAUACCACAGAAUGAGAAAUUCGCUCAGUCCCCCGAGGCGCCCAAGGUUUUGGAUUUGAAGGGCCUGGCAAAGGAUUCCGUCGUGCGGACCCGAGAGUCUGAACAACAAGUCGCUGGGGAAAGUCCGGAAAGCAAUCGCACUUCCCUAAGCUCCGGUGGUCGUACAUAUGUUCCCUAUUUUAGAUAUUUCGGGCCUACGGCCAUUGUUCCUGGCUUCAAACAGAUGGUUGUCCAGGUACGAGGUUCGCGGAAGAGUAAUGCGUCGCUAUCAUCAGAUUCAAUGUCUCCUUUACGGAGCCCUAAAUGCCCUAGUGCGGGAGCAAAUAAUCUCAAUUCGAUUGCUGAUACUAACGAUAAUUGGGACGCCAACACUAUUCCGUUCUAUGACCGGGAUGACUCGUUACCUGUCAGUAACCUAGUCACUCAUCUUUGUGACUUAUUUUUUGUCCACCUAGGCUGUAGCUUUCCAUUCCUGCGGCGCGAGCGGUUCCUCCGUGAUUUAAAGGAAAAGAAAGUCGACACCAUGCUAGUCGAUGCUGUCUGCGCGCUUUCCGCGAGGUUCUCCUCUCAUCCUCUCUUGAGUCCUCCUCAAGCUACGCUAAUCGAUGACUCAGAACCCCAGCUAGAUCUGAAGAAGUCUGAUCGCGGUCAACCCUUUGCCCACCGAGCAAUUAGUGCUCUUGUUGACUCUCUAUCUUGUCCCACACUCUCUGUCGUUCAAGCCUGUUUGUUGCUGGCCUACGAGGAAUUCGGUUCUAAUCAUGACAGUGGCUUGUGGAUGUAUUUAGGCAUUUCCAUUCGUAUGGCCCAGGAUCUCGGCAUGCAGAAGCUACAGGGAUUGGAAUAUUGCUAUGGUCGGACUGGAGUGACGCCAAGCGCGGUUGUGACGGGACAGGCAUCGAAGCUAAGGGAGGACCAGUAUGAUGAGCCUCUAACCAACUCCAGUUCGACAAAGGAAUCACAAGAGGUGGAAGACCGACGUGCCUGGGAGCGGGAGAGAGUAGACGCAUUUUGGAGCAUAUUUUUCCUCGAUCGAGUGAUUUCGUCCGGAACUGGACGACCUGUGACUCUGCGCGAUGAGGACAUAGAACUUCGUUUCCCUUUACAGUCAGAAUCACGACUUCUCAACGGCUGGCCAGCGCCAUUUCCACCGCUAAUCCGCAUCAUCCACUUGUAUGGGAGAGUUACGGAUCUUAUCAACGGGAUACAGGAUGUCAACCAUGUUACUCCAGAGACUUUGAAAAGACUUGCUGGAAUGGAAAGUGAUUUGACAGGCAUUUAUCAACGGCUAUCCCCCAAGCUUCACUUUAAUGCAGCAAACUUCCAAGCCUACGUCAAAGCCAAGGAAGGAACGAAUUUUAUCCUCCUUCAUUUUUGGUUUCAUACCGUCAUUGUACUCUUACAUCAACCUACUUUACUCAAUUCUUUCGGAGGAACAAUUCAGCAUCUAUACCCGAAUAGCAGAGAACUUUCGAUGUCUUCCGCCAAAACCAUCGCGGAUAUCCUGUCCUUCUCUGAACUGGUAGAUGGCAAGAGCUUUAUCGGCAACCCAUUCACUAGCCAGCCAAUGUAUAUAGCCGCAUGCGCCUUUCUUAUGGAGAGCGCUUACUACUCGUCCCCCUCGUCGCGAUCCGGUUCCCCGCCAAGCCAGCCGCUGCUAGCCAACCAAACAAGUGGUUUCGUUAUGCCCAGCAUGGAUUCCUCGAAUGGAUCUGACCGUAAGCCUACCGCCAAGCAUAUUCUUCUUGCGUCUGCCGCAAAGGAAAACUACCAAAGGUGUUACAAGGCUUUAAAAGCUAUCGAGACCUAUUGGGAGGGCAGCAAGUAUAUUCUGACGGUCUUAGACCAGAAGGCAAAAGGAAUCGUUGACCCACUGUUAUACACCGAGGAAGAGAUGGAAGGGGCGGCAGAGAUACCUGUGGUGCAACCUUUGCCCGGGCCUAACUGGCGACAAACGAAUGCACCGAGCGGUCCGACAAAUGCCACGGAAGGGCCACUAACCGGGGCUUAUCCUUCAGUAGACAGUAGACGGUCACCAAGGAUAGAUCCAAGCCAAGGUAAGAUAUCAAUCUUAACACCCCCGUCCAUGGCACGUCGAUUUAAUGCUAUUGUAGCUAUUGGCUGGGCCCUUACCAAUGCUACGAAUUCAUCGCAGCCAAAUCUCAGUCUCUUAUAUCAGAUGCCUGCUACCCCAGCUGGGCCUAUUUCCGAUAAAUCGACAUACCCGUCUCAGUAUAGUCAUAGCUACGCCCACUUGCCGGUCCAGUCAGGAGUUGGGCAAAACUCGGGGUCCUACCCUCGAGAAAUGGAGUCAUCUGGUGCCUCCAAUUUAGGUCGAAACUCUUCUAUCGUGCAUGGCCCCGAGAGGUUCUCGCCACUAAAUGCCCCCGGUCGAGUUUCCACCUCCGAUGCAGGCCUCCUCCUGGGGCUGAAUGCGCCUUAUCCUAAUGCCACCUCUCGACCUUCGAAUUCCCAACCAUCCUAUAAUCCGAAUAUCCUAUCCCCAUCCUCCGGUCUUGACACUCAAGCAGCGUCAUAUAAUUACAAUAUGCCCUCCGCAGGUGACCGCCAAGUUGGUGGUAGUCACCUCGCAUCGCGACCUCCAGAUCUUCACAUGAAUCCACCGAUGGGUGAUAUGCUGAUUGAAAGCCAAGACAUUGAUAUGUCCUCCCUUCAAGAGCAAGAUCAACUUCCUUUUGCCUUUAAUGGGGAGAUCCUCCCUUGGCUAGAAUACCUCCCUCAAGAUGUUCUCAGCUUCUUCGCUGGUGAUCACCAAAGCUAUCCUCCACUAAUGAGUCACGAUGAUGGAGCUCCUCGGCCCCCUUCAUAA